Messenger RNA from Erythranthe guttata (spotted monkey flower), 949 nucleotides. Its product is annotated as casparian strip membrane protein 1. Lineage: Eukaryota; Viridiplantae; Streptophyta; Magnoliopsida; Lamiales; Phrymaceae. The record is from RefSeq and is a predicted model, not a curated record.
ACCACAUUAUCAGGAUCAAAACCCAACCACCCUAUCAUUCCAUAUUUGAAUUGCUCUCAAGCUUUCCCUUUUCUGGAAAUUAAUAAUAAAUAAAUCAUUUCUCAUCAUAGAGCAAGUAUACAGCAGGUAGAAUUCAAUUAAUUAAUUAACUAAUUAAUUAAUUAAUUAUGCUAAUAAUGUACUAACCACAUGACAUCAUGCACAAUAUUCCACACCUACUGUGCAUUCAUAACCCAUAUAAAUACACACACCAAUCUCAUCCUACAUAUUCAUAUCCAACACUAAUUCUUGAUACACAUACAUAAUUCCCAUUUUGUUUUUUUAAUAUAUAUAAUCUUGAAAAUUUUGUAUAAUUUAAUAUAAUUAUAAAAUGGCUGGCAUUAUUCAACUCGGCGAAAAGAAUCCAAAGGCUGGAGUGAACCGUGGAGUAGCGGUGGUCGAUUUCUUUCUAAGAAUCGUUGCGAUUAUUGCUACCUUAGCAAGUGCUAUUUCUAUGGGUACAACCGACGAAUCUCUACCCUUUUUCACUCAGUUCAUCAGGUUUCGAGCCAAGUACAACGAUCUCCCAACUUUCACGUUUUUCGUAGUGGCGAAUUCAAUAGUAAGCGCGUACCUAGUACUUUCUCUAGCACUGUCCAUCUCCCACAUCAUAAGAAGUGGCUCGCGUAACAGUAGAGUCGUCUUGAUUAUUUUCGACACGGCAAUGCUGGCGCUAUUGACAUCUGGCGCAUCAGCAGCAGCAGCGAUAGUGUACUUGGCGCACAAGGGGAACACGAAGACCAACUGGUUUGCGAUUUGCCAACAGUACAAUUCCUUCUGCGAACGAACUUCCGGUUCUUUGAUCGGUUCUUUUGGAGCGAUGGUCGUUUUCAUACUACUCAUACUCAUGUCAGCUGUUUCUCUGUCAAGGCGACAUUGAUUUCAAAUUAUUGUAUAUAUAUAUGUGUUU